AUGCCGACAGUCCGCAACCCCAUUCUUCCAGGGUUCAAUCCCGACCCCUCCAUCCUUCGAGUCGGCGAUGACUACUAUAUUGCCACAUCCACAUUUGAGUGGUAUCCAGGUGUUCAAAUCCACCGUUCGAAGGAUUUAGCCAAUUGGGAUCUGGUUAUUCGACCGCUGAACAGGAAAAGCCAGCUCGAUAUGCGUGGUGACCCCGAUAGCUGCGGCGUUUGGGCUCCCUGUCUCACUCACGACGGCGAGAAGUUCUGGCUCGUGUUCACAGAUGUCAAGCGCAAGGACGGAUCUUUCAAGGACGCUCACAACUAUAUCGUCAGCGCACCUUCAAUCGAAGGACCUUGGUCUGAUCCGGUUCACGCCAACUCGUCCGGAUUCGAUCCGUCCCUGUUUCACGAUGAUGACGGCAAGAAGUGGUUUGUCAACAUGCUUUGGGAUCACCGACGCCGGCCGUUACUCUUUGCCGGUAUCGCUCUUCAAGAGUUUGACCCCACAGCCGGCAAGCUUGUCGGCCCAAAGAAAAAUAUCUACACCGGCACUGAUCUCAAGCUCGUCGAGGGGCCGCACCUGUACAAGCGCAACGGCUGGUAUUAUCUAUUAACGGCUGAAGGCGGCACCGCAUACGAGCACGCAUGUACUCUUGCACGAUCUCGUGAUAUUUGGGGUCCCUAUGAGACACACCCUCAGAAAUAUAUUCUCACCUCGAAAGACGCACCUUUCGCCGCUAUUCAGCGCGCGGGUCACGGCGAUAUUGUUGAGACACCCGAGGGAAAGACGUACCUGGUGCAUCUCGGCGGAAGACCUACAACACAGAACCGCCGCUGUGUUCUUGGCCGUGAAACGAACAUCCAAGAGGCUUAUUGGGGUGACGACGAAUGGCUGUACGUGAAGAAUGGUCCGGUACCGUCCCUCCACGUCGAAGUUCCCGGCAGCCGCGACGACACGGCAUACUGGGCUGAGCAGAAGUAUACCUUUGAGAAGGGCCUGCACAAGGAUCUCCAGUGGCUCCGAACCCCCGAAACAGAUCGCAUCUUCUCGACAGACGACGGAAAGCUCACGCUGAUCGGCCGCGAGACUAUUGGUUCCUGGUUCGAGCAGGCCCUCGUAGCCCGGCGCCAAACCAACUUCUCCUACGACGCCGAGACCACCGUCGACUUCAAGCCGACCGACGAGCGCCAGUUCGCCGGCCUCACGGCGUACUACUGCCGCUUCAACUUUUUCUACCUUACCGUCACGGCGCACUCAGAUGGCCAGCGCGAGCUCCUCAUCAUGAGCUCCGAGUCGUCCUACCCCGACGGCAACCUCAACACGCCCUUCAUCGAGCCCGUGCAGAUCCCCAACGAGGGCAAGGUCAAGCUGGCGCUGACGAUCCGCGGGCCGGCGCUGCAGUUUUUCUACGCGCUGGAGGGCCAGGAGCUCGAGGCCAUUGGACCCGUCCUCGAUGCCUCGAUCGUGUCGGAUGAGUGUGGCGGGCACCAGGCGCACGGCAGCUUCACCGGUGCGUUUGUUGGUGUCGCGUGCUCGGACCUGAACGGAACUGCGGAGAAAGCCGUGUUUGAUUACUUUACCUACCGGCCUGUUCAGCACGAGAGCGAUCGGUAUGAGAUUUGA
This is a messenger RNA of Verticillium nonalfalfae, 1614 nucleotides long. RefSeq lists its product as uncharacterized. Gene Ontology annotation, biological process: carbohydrate metabolic process. Gene Ontology annotation, molecular function: hydrolase activity, hydrolyzing O-glycosyl compounds. The transcript has a single exon. Bases 1 to 1614 code for a protein of 537 amino acids. Lineage: Eukaryota; Fungi; Ascomycota; Sordariomycetes; Glomerellales; Plectosphaerellaceae. The record is from RefSeq and is a predicted model, not a curated record.